AUGAAUGGUGGCCCACUAAAGCUCGAGGGCUCCGAAGAUGUAAUCGAGGUUGACAUACUAGAUGCCCAUUCCGCCCAUUCUUCGCCCAGUCCUACUCAUUUGAUAUUGAUUCAAGAUAAAAAUAACCACUAUCCAGCCAUAGAAAAGUUCAUAUCACACUUCAGCAACAGCAAUGUAUCACAAAUAACCAUGGAAGAACUCGAAUCGUCCUCGGGAUCGUAUAAUAGAAUGGAUAUUUGCAUCGAGGUUUAUGAAGGUUUUGAAAAGCACCUAGAAAAGCUUGUAAGUUUUAUGAUGAGCAAUGGCUCAUAUAUGGCUUCGUUUCCUAAUAUUGCAUACCACAUACAUUACGACCCUUAUUCGGACUGGUCUGAAGUCAAGGAGUCAAGCAAAAGCCUAAUAAUGAGUGCCCUAAAUACCCUUCGCUCGGUGGCUGGCAAUAACGUUGUCCAAGCUUCAAUUAUACACAAAUACAACAGCAGCACUGUUUUCAUUACAGAAAAGGAUCAACUAGAAGAAUUGGGUCUGCAAAUCCAAAAUGACUUUCUGCAAUUUCCAAAGCUUCAUACUCUUGACUAUCGAGAAAAUGGUCUUCGGUUUUUUCCGGGCGUGAAAUUUCCACUAUCAUUACAGACCCUCAAUAUCGGUGGUGGUGCUUCAUUGGAGACCUUAUCGGGGUUCAAAUUACCUCCCAGCCUAAAGACAUUGACCGUAGGAUCGGGCUCAAUGACAAACAUUGACAACAUUUCAUUUCCCUCAACCUUGGAGAAUUUGACUGUGAUAGAAAACAAAAUUUAUUUCCUCGAUUACGUUGAUUUUCCACCAUAUCUUAAGCACCUUGAUCUCUCCAGCAACAGGAUCGAAUCUUUACAGGACAUUAAUUUUCCACUUUACUUAAAGUCACUCAACUUGUCAUACAAUCCAAUUGAAAAUAUAAAGGGGGCCAAGUUUCCAGAAAAACUCGAGUACCUUGACAUAUCUCACAUACCCAACGAAUCCAUGGCUGGAAUACGAUUGCCAGAUCUGAUUCUUAGCCUUAACCUACAGCGUUCCAUGACCAACAUACGAGGCCUUAAAUUUCCGUAUAACGUUAAAAACCUAAACAUUGCUCACAAUGGAGUGAACAGUGUAAACCCACUCAAGCUUCCAAAUAGCAUUGAAAACCUCCACUUGGGCUAUAAUAACAUCAAAACUUUAAACAAGGUUCAGUUCCCUACCUCACUCAAAACUCUUUACGUUGGAAACAAUUUAAUCACUACAUUGAAAAACGUCCAGUUUCCCUACACAUUAGAAGUUUUAGACUUUGAUAAUGAUGCCUUCCGCGAGGAGCAAGACAAAUGUUUAACAUCGUUGAAAGAUGUUGUAUUUCCACCAAAUUUAAGAGUCUUAAAAUUGGGACAUCAUGCCAUAAAAAGUGUCGAGGGAAUCGAUAUGCCUGCAAACUUGACAUGGUUGAGCCUAGCACACAAUGGACUAAAAACCAUACGAAAUGUAACUUUUGGAAACAAGCUCAAAGUGUUGGAUUUAAGAGGAAAUCUCGAACUUUAUAAUAUUGAUCAAUUGCAAAUACCAGAAAGCGUGGUAGACCUUCGAAUUCCUGCGCAAUUGAUAUCGUACUUGCCUGCCUACAUUAUCGAUCGAGCCAAUAAGGGACAACUUACGUUGAGCAAAUAG
This is a messenger RNA of Meyerozyma guilliermondii ATCC 6260, 1674 nucleotides long. RefSeq lists its product as uncharacterized. The coding region runs from base 1 to 1674 and encodes 557 amino acids. The record is from RefSeq and is a predicted model, not a curated record. The transcript has a single exon. NCBI's taxonomy places the organism in Eukaryota, Fungi, Ascomycota, Pichiomycetes, Serinales, Debaryomycetaceae. Gene Ontology annotation, molecular function: protein binding.